Molecule: messenger RNA, 8049 nt
Organism: Acanthopagrus latus (yellowfin seabream)
Lineage: Eukaryota; Metazoa; Chordata; Actinopteri; Spariformes; Sparidae
Gene: dennd6a
Product: DENN/MADD domain containing 6Aa
Exons: 19
Coding region: 296-2113 (605 amino acids)
Cellular component (GO): recycling endosome
Molecular function (GO): guanyl-nucleotide exchange factor activity
Source: RefSeq, a predicted model, not a curated record
UCAUUUUCUCACUUCCUGGAGAAAAUUGUCUCGUACUCUGUAGUUUCCGGAACUUUAUCUUGACUUGAAUACAACUCGGUGCCAGGGACGUGCCUUACGUGAUGACGCUCUACGUGUCGUCACCGCGUCGUGCUCACGCUCCUGCUCCUGUGCUGUGCUAGCUAAGUGGCUACUUUCUGUACCGCUGCCUGCCUCCUGUUGUUGUGACCCGAGGGACACUAACUAUAAAUCCCGGUAAACUUUAAUUAGAAAAACAUUUUCCGGAGCGCCUGAGUGUCCGUGUCGGGCCGUCGCAAUGGCUCUGCAAGGCCCGGAGGAGCUGGGGGAGCAGGUCGAAGAGCCGGAGGAUCUGGACGACCAGGACGCUAGUAGCAUCUCUCCGGCCGAGGAGAUAACGCUGCCUCCCGGGCCUGGAGGCGACGAUGAGCCGGAGGAGGCUCUUCUGUUGCCCUGGGACCGCUUCUCCGCCUGGCUGCACUGCAUCUGUGUGGUCGGCUUCGACCUGGAGCUGGGACAAGCGGUGGAGGUGAUUUAUCCUCAUCAUUCCAAACUGUCAGAGAAAGAGAAAACGAGCAUCUGCUACCUUUCCUUUCCUGACUCCAACUCAGGUUGCCUUGGCGACACCCAGUUCUGUUUCCGCUUCCGCCAGGGUUCGAACAGGAAGUCAUCGCUGGGCUGCUUCCUGGAAACCACCGACAGGGACGCACCGCCCUGUCUGAAGAGAGAACAGGGCCAUUACUACGGUUACGUAUACUUUCGUCAGGUGCGAGACAAAUCCCUGAAGAGAGGAUACUUCCAGAAGUCUCUGGUCCUGAUCAGUAAGCUGCCCUAUGUGACCUUCUUCCACUCCCUGUUGAAAAUCAUGGCUCCAGAAUACUUUGAGAAACAGGAGCCCUGUCUGGAGGCUGCUUGUAAUGAUAUAGACCGCUGGCCGGCGCCCCAUCCUGGACGAAUCCUCACGCUGCCCAUCAUGGGCGUGGUCAUCAAGGUUCGCAUCCCAACCUGUUACGACAAACCAGGAACCUCACAGCUGGUCCAGUCCGGGCAGAGUGACAGUCAGGUGUCCAUCGUGCUCCCAACCAUCCAUGAAGUCGAUCUCUUCAGGUGUUUCUACCCAGUUUUCUUCCACAUCCAGAUGCUGUGGGAGUUGGUGUUGCUAGGGGAGGCACUCGUUGUCAUGGCGCCGUCGCCCGCAGAGUCGUCAGAUACUGUGCUGGCACUGGUCAGCUGUAUCUCUCCUCUGCGUUACUGCAGUGACUUCAGACCGUACUUCACAAUCCACGACAGCGAGUUUAAGGAGUACACCACCAGGACGCAGGCUCCGCCCUCAGUCAUUCUGGGAGUGACCAAUCCCUUCUUUGCUAAAACCCUGCAGCACUGGCCGCACAUCAUCCGCAUCGGAGACAUGAAGCAAGCAGGAGAGAUGGCCAAGCAGAUGAAAGUCAAAAAACUGAAAAACCUCAAAACUCUGGACUCUAAACCUGGUGUGUACACUGCAUACAAGCCGUACCUGAACAAAGAUGAAGAAAUCAUCAAACAGCUUCAGAAGGGCGUCCAACAAAAGAGACCCUCGCCGGCCCAGAAUGCAAUUCUUCGGCGCUACUUCCUAGAAUUGACACAAAGCUUCAUCAUUCCUCUGGAGCGGUACGUGGCCAGUCUGAUGCCUCUGCAGAAGUCCAUCAGUCCCUGGAAGAGUCCUCCUCAGCUGCGACCGUUCAUCCAGCAGGACUUCAUGAAGACGCUGGAGAAGGCUGGACCUCAGCUCACAUCCAGACUGAAAGGAGACUGGAUAGGACUCUACCGGAAUUUCCUCAAGUCUCCCAACUUUGACGGUUGGUUCCGCAACAGGAGGAGAGAGAUGACCCAGAAACUGGAGGCUCUGCACCUUGAGGCGCUGUGUGAGGAGGAUCUGCAGCAGAGAGUUCAGAUGCACUCUGAGGUGGAGACAGUCGACCUGGUUCUGAAGCUGAAAGAUAAACUGACUCAGGCGGAGAGGGAGCAGCUCCCGGUGCGUCCGGGGACUGUGGCCAAACUGAGAGCCCACAUCGAGGCCGUCAUCCUGGCCUUACCAGAGGACCUGCAGGGCAUCCUCCACAAGCCCUCCACACCCUGACCUUUAACCCCUCGGUCUGCAACUCUAACCCACGUUUGAGCUUGGUUUAAAGUUUGGGGGGGGUCGGUGGCUCCCAUGUGGAUGGACCCCUGUUUUUUAGACUGGAUCACAGUUUGAGGACCUCGUCUUGUCUAACGUGGAAAGCACACGGUGCAUUUUUGUUUCCCUAAAUUCACAUCCAACUUCAGUUAUGUUAUCUUUUCUCCCCAGUCAGCUGCUGUGGCAGCUCAGUGGAUUUUUAGAUUGAAUCUGUCCGUCAGUUAUGAUGUGGCAUACAAACAACCAGCUGGAGCAGGCCGGAGCUGCCCGGCGUGAACUCCUGAAGGAUUUUCAGAAGGUGGAACAGCAUUUAAACCUCACAGGGAGACAUUAUGUGAAGAAUGGAGCGCUUGAUGUAUUUCUGAUUCAUCACAGCUUCAGUCUUCAGUGUGCAGCUUGAAGAGGUUGGUCUGAGUCUGUGGCGGCCUGUUUGCAAAAGGAUUUAUCAUCAGCUUUGAGGUAAGAGCAUGAAGAUGAGCCCAGCUGACCCUCAGCAUUUUUACCUCUUGACGUGUUUUUUUUUUUUUAUUACUUUUUUUAACUUGACGAUGGACUGCUGCAGUCCAGUGGAACUGACUUUCAGAGUUUUUCAUCCAUUUUUAAGAAAUGUUUUUAAAAGAAGUGCACUUCAUCGCUAACCGGACCAGUGUGCCCUUCACACACACACACACACACACACACACUCACACACACACACACACACUUAUGCAAACAAACUGAACCGAGCAGAGCCAAGCAGUGCUUUAUAAUAACAUUUUACUACAGUGUUAACACACAGAGCAUUAAGCACCAGCGAUGCUGUAAUAACUGCCGAUGCAGUAAUCGGCUCUUGUCUUGGGUGCUGUGGGAGCCAAUCACAGCCCUGUAACCACGUCACAUGAUCAUCAUCGUCAUCACAGUCUGAGGAAAUAUCUAAAACUGUCCUGGAAUGUUCAGAAAAUCUUGGUGUGGAGUGUCACAUUUGUAUUUUUCUGAAGACUGAAUUAACUCUGAAUCACUGUUUUUUUUUAUUUUAACUGACUGAUUCUGAGCUCUUCAAAAGGUUGAGGAAAGUCUUUCGCGUGCUGGACUGUGAAACUGUGGGGGCCUGUUUCUAUCAAGAAAGAAAACGGAAGCAAAUGAACAGUUAAAGGUGCACUAUGUAGUUUUGAGGAUGACAUUUUAAGAGAAGUAGCCACUUUGUAGGAUCAGCAGGUGUUCUGGGGACCUUAUUCCCCCCGGCAACGACCUGCUCAUAUGGAAAUGGAUCAAAAAGUAUAACUGAUUAUUACCUUCUUAAUAUUAAUAAUUAACAACUUUCUGAUGUUGAUAUUUCUUCUUCCCUAAAAUGACAUAGUGCUCCUUUGAUUUUCAUCAUGUUCUAAAAUACAAAUGCUAAUUUAAAACCAUGAAAUAUUAACUCAAAAUGUUUCGACACUAACUGAAAGACAUUCUUUUGUCUUUUUUAAGAUAAAAUUAUGAGAUAGUAAGUAAGUGAGUAAAUAAAUUGAGAUAUUGCUAAAGUAUUAAUUAUGAAUUAUGAACAUAAAGUCUGAUAGCUUUUAUUCAUUCACAAUGAGUGACCAUGAAUGUUUUCAUUUCAUUGUCAAUUUUAAAUAUGUCAUUGUUGUUUUUCUUUUCUUUUCCUGGCACAGACGGGCUUUUACAGGGAAACCUCUUUGAUAAACUUGAGCUCAACGCAAUAUGACUUUCCUCACUUUUGACACAAGAAAUACAUUUAUUAAAUCUGACUUCCACACUGCAAAAGUCAUCUAAUUGGAUUAUUUAUGGUUUUAAUUCAUUUGAGAUUUUUUUUUAAGUUACUUUUAAAGAUUCUCAUUUAUUUUGUGCUGUUCAGCAGGAUAUUUUUAGCUCACUGAUUUUGUGAAAUCAAACGUCUCCAGUGGCUCCAGCUGUAUGAAGCUUGGUACUAAAACAUGACUUACAUACACCAGAUGAACCUGCACUCCCUCCUCACAAGCUGCUCUUUCACACUCAGCUGACAUUACUGUUUGACACAGUCAAGGCUGGUUUCUACUUGGGACGAGUUGUGUGACAAAAAUGAAGCAAAGUCAAAAGUUGUAACACAUUUUGAGAGUUUGUAAUCUCACAGAGGAUGUUUCUGUCUCUCGAUGACGAUGAUAUAAAAGUCUCAUGUGCUGGUAUCUGUUGCUCUGAAUGUAAACAAAUAUACGUGAGGAAUGGCCUAUGGUUGCUGUACUAACAGUGUUUUAUAUGUUAUUAUUAUUAUCCUGUUCCUUAAUUCUCAUUACAGUUUACGACAAGUUUAUUCAGGCCUUAACAUUUUCAGAUCCCCCCCAUUACCACAAGUAGAUCAAUCUGAGAUAAAUCACAUAUUAUAGAAUCAUGUGAAAAAGUUAAGUGACAUUACAAUAUUUUUCAUGCUUCACAUAUGAAGAGACGUGUACAUUGUGUUCCAGACAGCAGGUAAAUGAUUACAUGUUAUAGAAAUCCAAAAUGUCCAACAAAAGCAAGGCUCUGCCACUUCAAAUAUUGAGUUUGGUACGGAAGCCCGUUUGCGCCAGUAAAAAGAAAGUUGAGAAUUAAUUUAAAAUGAGAAAAUGUUCUUGGUAAGCUGAAAGUAUUGGACACCAUUUCAUAACUUUGAUAAUGAUAAUCUGUAGUUAGUAUUCCAGAACUUGACUUUGUAAAGAAACUAUUGAUCUAAUUAUGUCAAUUCAUAAUUCAAAUUAGUCAUAAUUCUGAUUAAUUCUGUUUUCUCGACUAUAUCAUAAUUUGAAUUUGGCUUGUCAACGUUAUUUAUUCAUUUAUAAUUGACAAUGAUAAUUCUGACUUACCAUUUCUGUCAUUACAAACUAUUUUCUUUUUUUCUUUUUUCUGUUGGUAAAAAUGUACUUCCACAGUUGCGUGAUAGCUUGGUAAUGGUAAUUUCCAGUUCUCACAUCAGUUGAUCUCCACAAACUUUGACAGAGAAAAUUCCUGCAGUAAUGUCUAAUAACUAACAACCAGACAUGUUGUAACCAGGGUGCUUUUAGGAGAGCUCCUUCAGAUGACUGGUGGCUGCACGGUCUGACAGUGUUUAGUAAACUCUGCUGGCCUGUUUGCAUCACCCAACACUACAGCUAGCAUUGUUUUAACUGGUAUUUAACAGGAGCAGCUUUUUGGUUUGCUGGUGCCUUACUGGAAUGAGAGCAGAACAAAAUGAGAGCAGAACCAAAGACAAUGGAUUCAUCUGAACAAAUGAAUUUUCCUGUGAAGAUUUUCACUGCAGCUCCCAGCUUAAUGUUUGUUCUUACACUAAACUAAAUUCUUUCCGCUGAAGCACCACUUCUGACGAAAGCUGAACUCUUGAUGACCAUCCUGCUCAGGAUCCUCUGUGCUGCCUUCAGACAAUAAAUAAAACUGAAAUUUGUUUUUAGUCGGUUUCUCGGAUGCAUAAAAACUAAAUCCAACAAAAAGUUGUCUAUAAUUAGAGAAAUACCACGAGCUCCAUUCUAAAAAAGGGAUGAUCGGCACUGCUGAGUCCAUGAGCAUCAUUUUGCUGCAUGUUUUAGCCCAUUGACUACAAAUUUUGUUAAUUAAUCCACUUCACUUGCAAUAUAAAAUAUGUAUAUAUUUUUGUUCUCCUCUAUAAACCAUUUGACCAUUCCAUGUCAAAUGUGGAUGUUAAGAAAAAAGUAAUGUCAUUAUCUUAAAAAAGUAAUCUAGCAGCUGGCUGCAUUUUGGAGUUAAAGGGCCAAAAUGUGCAAACCAUCAACAUGGUCCUUAAAAUUAAAAUCAUUAAUUUUAAAGUUUUUUAGGUCUCAAUUAUGUGAACAUAUAAACAUUCCUGGACACCUAACAUUGUAAAAAUUAACACAAUUAUAUACUGUACACUGACAGCAAUAACAACUAAACAGGUCGUUUAAUUUAUUAUAGUAAUUUGUAUCUUCAGAGUAUAAAUGAAUAUUGGCUUAUUAGAAGAAUAUUUGUCGUUCUGGUUUUUGUAGUUUUUUCAAAAUAUAUUUGAAAUGUUAAAUGGACCUAUUGUCAGACAUAUGGAUUGUGUUUUUUUGUGUUACUUUUGAGUCAUUUUCCUUUAAGCCAUCUUGUAACACGUCAUAUAAAUGCUUUGAAAUUUGCUUCUUUUUUUUUUUUUUGUCGAGCAGAAUUGUAAAGAAAAAUAACGAAAAUAUGUGUUCGUUGGAAAAACCUGUGACAUCUGGUUGUUGGGCAACCAUGUAAGUUUUAUAUUUGUAAAAAACAAAAAACAAAACGUAUUUUAACAACGUAGAAUUUUUUAAGGAGGGCUAUACUUGUAUUUCACUCUGUAGAGAAUGAAGAGUUUUGUACAUAAUGGUGUAAAGUGAAAUACUGGCCCAGAUACGAGGAUGUACAAUAAUUAUUUUGGUAUUAAAACAGAUGUCUUACUAAAAUACAGAGAUAUAAAAAAAAGAACUGUUCAAUAUAAUGAUAAUCUACCUUUUUUUUUUUUUUUUUAACGAAUAACGAUGUUGUAGAGACACCCUGACAUUUUGAAUUUGUUGUUAGUUUGCCAACAGCCAACAUGUGAAAAUUUCUCAUUUACAUUGUCAACAUUUGUCAGUUGCUGAUUUUAGCAAGUAAAUAUUUUGCCAGAAAAACACUGCUAAAAGUUUUGUGAGCUGCUAAUAUACAGGGUCAACUCUUUCAGGAUUAAUUUACGGGUUUUGGUGGCUAUUCAACAGACGACGCCACUAAUGUCAUUAACUGCCACACAUAUUUUUUUUUUAAAUAAGGUCCCGUGGUGAUCAACCAGCAGGGUUGUGUCGUCAGCUCUCUAUAUCUUGUUAGCUUGUUGUUUCCUUUGAGUACUGACACUUGCUAGUUUGUUAGCUUUGGCGGCUACCCAGUGAUGUCAGCGAGUCACAGCCAGCUGAUGCGGACAGAAGAACCUUCGUAGCUGUCAAGCUAACUUAGCAUGUUGCUAUCUUCAACAUGUAACGCUAACAGUACUUUAAAGGUGUUAUCCUGUCAAAGAGACAAAAUAUUUGUCCGACAUGUAAAUUGAGUGCUAUUGGGAAGAAAAAAAAAGAACAAGACACUACAAAUUCAAAAUGUCAGCGUAAGCUAAUAAAAGCUCAUUAUAGCCAUUAUGUUGCAUAGCUACACAUUAUUUUGCUCCAUUGACAAUCUCACUAUGUUUGUUGAAGCCAUAUUAACCACUACACUAAACCACUCUGACGGCCUGAAGGACUACAGUUUUACUAAAAGGAGCCAGAAGAGGUGUUACAGAGAAAACAGUGGCUAUAAAUUGCUCUGUAUUGUUUCACAUGAUGGCCUAUUGGGGUUUUUGUAAGCACAUUCAAAAAUUGUUAUCACAUUCUUAUGUUAAACUUAUUGUAACUUGAAGCUUUUUGGAUUAUAUUAUCACUGCUGAUUGUCUUUCAUGACAUUGUUUUGCUUUUCAAGUAUUAUAAUAAAUUCACACAGCAGCCAUUCUGAAUAUUUGGGAUUUUUUUUCUGUCUAGAAGACGAGCUAACUCUGCACUUAACAGCAUCUUCAUGUCACAGUUUUAAGUGGAAAAACACACUAAAUCAAAUUGACUACAAGAAUCAAGAAGAAUAUAGGUUCUAGUAGCUAGUGUUAGCUCACACUGGGUUAACAUUAGCUAAGUCUUGUGCUGUAGAGAGCAGCUGGUUAGCUUUACAGCUACCUGUUAGAAUAGCUGUUAAAAUAAAACCAUGUGUUCUUUUAUUCAGAGUAGUUUCUGACCAAAUUAUCAAGAAGGCUGCUGUGAGAAUAACGUCAGAGGGAAUUUUUCAUUCAACAUUUCAGGUUUGGCGAGGUCCUUGAUUGUAUAUUUUUAAAAAAUUAUUGUUUGACUUAUUUUCUGUUUCUGCACUGACAGUAACAGCUGACAUGACUUCAACCAUGGUGGUUAUUUUUGUCAUUAAACAAACAGCUUCCAUUUUGA